Molecule: messenger RNA, 345 nt
Organism: Trichosurus vulpecula (common brushtail)
Lineage: Eukaryota; Metazoa; Chordata; Mammalia; Diprotodontia; Phalangeridae
Product: 40S ribosomal protein S26-like
Exons: 1
Coding region: 1-345 (114 amino acids)
Biological process (GO): translation
Cellular component (GO): cytosolic small ribosomal subunit; ribosome
Molecular function (GO): structural constituent of ribosome; mRNA binding
Source: RefSeq, a predicted model, not a curated record
AUGACCAAGAGGAGGAGGAACAACGGGAGCGCCAAGAAGGGCCGAGGCCAGGUGCAGCCCAGCUGCCGCACCCACCGCACCCGCUGGGUGCCCAAGGACAAGGCCAUCGAGAAGUUGGUCAUCCGCAACGUUGUGGAAGCCUGGCCGUCAGGGACAACUCCGAGCCGACGUCUUCGACUCCUACGUGCUGCCCGAGCUGUAUGUGAAACUACAUUACUGCGUGAGGGGCGCCGUCCGCAGCAAGGCAGGGAGGAAUCGCUCCCGGGAGGCACGGAAGGAUCACACGCCCCUACCCGAUUCAGACCUUCAGGUGCUGCCCCCGGAUGGCCUUCAAAGGCCAUGUAA